Molecule: messenger RNA, 2917 nt
Organism: Chrysoperla carnea
Lineage: Eukaryota; Metazoa; Arthropoda; Insecta; Neuroptera; Chrysopidae
Gene: MAN1
Product: inner nuclear membrane protein Man1
Exons: 12
Coding region: 177-2759 (860 amino acids)
Biological process (GO): negative regulation of BMP signaling pathway; nuclear envelope organization
Cellular component (GO): nuclear inner membrane
Molecular function (GO): chromatin DNA binding
Source: RefSeq, a predicted model, not a curated record
CUGAUAACUCACAAAAGUUCGUGGGUAAAAAAUUUUCAACAUAAAAAUUAGUAAAAUUGAUACAUUAUUGAUGUGUGACAGUGAAAUUAUUGAAUAUACCACAUUAAUUAAACAUAAUUACUUAAAAUAACAUUAAAAAAAGCUUCAAUUUUGUGUCUUUUAAUUAGAAAAUCAAGAUGGCCGAUUUUGUGGAUAAUUUAACUGAUGCCGAGCUACGUACUAAAUUAGCGGAAUAUGGUUUUCCCGUGGUGCCGAUAACAGCAACAACACGCAAAGUAAUGGCGAAAAAGUUAAAAUUGUUAAUUGAGAAUAAGAAGAAAAUUAAUUCGGAAGGUCGACGUUCGUUGGCGAAAUAUUCAUCAGAGGAAGAAAGUGAUACUGAUACAAAAAAUAGUGUAAUUAAAUCUAAAGAUAAGAGUCGUCGUGCAACUAUGGCUGUUGGUUCUAUGUUGCCACCUACAUCUUCGAAGUUAAAGAAAACUGAAACGAAAAGAAAUGUUACGCAGAAUAAUGAUACAAACAAUGUGGACGCGAAAUCUAAUUCGAAACGUGAAUCACCAGAAAUUUUAGAAACCACUACAACAACAACCACUCGUCGAUUAAUAAAAAAUCAGUAUGUUGAUGAUGAAGCUAACGAAUAUUCUGAUUCGGAUAUCGAAGUUGUUGAAACAAAAUCGUCAUCGCCAAUUAAUACAAAAACGUCAUCGCCAAUUAUUAAAAAAGGUUCCAGUAGUUCGGCGUCACCAUCUCCUCCUACUCGAUCAUCGAAAUAUACAUCAUUACCAACUGAAGAAGACGAACCUUUGGUUGAAGAAGAGCCUGAGCCUCAACCGACUACUAGGAGUACAUACUUUUCAUCGCUUAGUGGCUUAAAAACAGGUGGUUCGGAUCAUCCAGGAUUAUUUGGCAGAGCUUCUGGUUUACGGGCUUCGGGGUUACAUCAAUCGCCAAUUACAUCAAACUCUCGUUCUGAAUAUCUAUCAAAUAUCAGUAGCCGUAGUUCGUUAUCCAGUCCAACAUUGGACAAUUUAAAUCAAAUACGAUCCCGUUUAGGCUUAAGUACACCUUUAAGUGAACGAUCAACAGCAUAUGAUCGUAAAACUGUGUUUGGAACCUCCUCAGCAUCUGCUGCUGCAAGUGGAGUUACAAGCAGUUCUGAAACACCAUAUAUCAGUGACUUCACUAAGUGGUUGUCAUCAAAUAAAACUGACUCGAAACGUGGCACCAAUGAUUAUGAUUUGAAGAAAGAUAUAAUUAAAGAAAAUGAUGUUAACGGUGGUCAAUAUUCGAAGAGUUUUGCAUCACGAUAUGCCGAUCGUAAUUUAGAUUUAUCAAGAGAAUUUAAAAAAUCACAAGAAAAGAAUCUUUUUAGAAAUAAUGUUGUUUCUUUCACACUAGUUGGAAUUGUAUGUGUGUUUUUUCUUGCUCUUUCUUUUUUAUAUAUGGGCAUGAGAACUGAUCAUGUGCCACAAAUAGAUUUAGAAACUGAUAACUUGCCUUAUUGUGAAACAUUAUCAACAAUUCCAUCAUUACUAUUAAAGCCUGGUGUAAAUUGUAUUAAAAAGGAUAGCGUGGAACCGGCAAUAGCAUUACUAAAAACUAUACAACCAGAAUUACAACGACGUGCAAUUAAUUUUAAAUGUGAUGGAUCCAAAAGUGCCCCACAUAUGUUUGACCAUUGUGUUAUUGACUAUGUACAAAAAAUUAUGCCAGAUGUUAGUAAAGAUAAUAUUCGAACAGAUUUAUAUAAUCUACAUGUAAUUAUAUUAAGUAAACCGAAACUAGGUCUAUCGUUAAUUGAAGUAAAAAAUGUUUAUGAUUCAAAAUUCGAUGAACCAAUAAUUAAAGAUGCAGAAGUAUUGAGACGGCGUAGUGAAACUAAUUUAGCAAUUAUCAAAAGAAAUCCUGACUUACCGUUGCGUUGUUUAAUACAUUUACGUCUAUAUACAAUUGCUUGGUAUCUCCUUCUUGUUUCUGCAGCAUCAUUAUUAGUAUACGGUUUACAGUACAUUGUCAAAUAUUAUUUACGAUUAAAUCGUGAAAAAAAUAAGAAAAUUUAUGAAAUGGUUGAACAAAUUAUUGAUAUAUUAUCAAGAAAUGCAAGCGGAAACGAAAAUUAUUUAGCUGUUUCUCAUGUUCGUGAUAUGAUUAUUCCAGUUCAAGAUCGUAAAAAAUUGAAUUCAAUCUGGAAUGCUGCUGUAAAUUUUUUGGAGAAUAAUGAAUCUCGGGUUAGAUCUGAAGUACAAAUUGUUGCUGGAGAAGAAUAUCGUGUAUGGCGUUGGUUAGGCAAUGCAGCUUUAAAUUUAAGUGGAACACGUGGUAAAGUAUGGCAAGGUCAAGCUUUUGAUACAUCGCAAGAAGGUUCUGUCAAUAGUUUACCAGUUAGUCCAACUCAAUGUUUAAAAAUUCGACAAAUGUUUGAAAAAAAUGAUAUAACUGGAGGUAAUUGGUCACAAGUAAUAAAAGAUGCUAUUUUAGAAAAAUGUGGUGAAAAUUGUAAAAUUAUUCAUAUUGGUAUCGAUAAAGAAACGUGUUGUGUUUAUGUCAAAUGCGCCUCAGAAAAAGAUGCUGGUAUAGCUUAUCGUAAUUUGCAUGGAUGGUGGUAUGACGGAAAAUUAAUAACAGUAAAAUAUUUACGAUUGGAACGAUACUUAGGACGAUUUCCAGAUUCACGGUCUAGUGGGCCUUACUUAAAACCAUCCAAUAACAAGAAACUAUCAUUACAAAAUGAUUGGUCAAGUAACAAUGAAGACAAUUAAAAUCAUCUACAUUUCCUCCGUAUUAUGGAAGAUUUUAAAAAUAUUUUUUCAUCGAUACAUACAUAUAAAUCAUUUUAAAAAUAUAUAUAUCACAAUUUUCAUCGAGACCCCCUUUCUUAUAUAUAUUUCUACGACCAAUUAUCGAUAAUAAAACGAAA